AUGGACGAGUACACUCAUCAAAGGAGUGCCUUGAUGGACGAGUACACUCAUCAAAGGAGUGCCUUGAUGGACGAGUACGACUCAUCAAAGGAGUGCCUUGAUGGAGGAGCACAACUCAUCAAGGAGUGCCUUGAUGGACGAGCACACUCAUCAAAGGAGUGCCUUGAUGGACGAGCACGCUCAUCAAAGGAGUGCCUUGAUGGACGAGUACGCUCAUCAAAGGAGUGCCUUGAUGGACGAGUACACUCAUCAAAGGAGUGCCUUGAUGGACGAGUAACAUCAUCAAAUGUAUUUGACAGUGCGAAGUGGGAUGCAGUUAAGUUCCUGCAGUUGUCUGCUACUGAAGAUGCUGCAUCAGUGCUGGGAUGCAGGAGGCGGGUGAGGCUGGGGGCUGCACACUGCGACUGGCAGCCAUCCUGGUCACCACCAUCUAAAUAUCGUCCACUGCAUUGCGCCAGCUACCAUGGUAAGGCAGAAGUGGUUAAGAUGCUCAUCAGGUCUGGAGCAAACACUGAGGCCAUAUCAUCAGAUCGAUGGCGACCUCUGCACAGGGCUGCUCUCUGGGGUCACUUGUCAGUUAUAACUGAGCUUCUCGACGGAGGAGCAGACAUCGAAGCUCCAGGCUCAUGGGGAAACCGCGCUGUCCACUAUGCUGCCUCGGGCCAAAUACCAGUUUUAGAGCUGCUGGAAGAGCGUGGAUGUGACCUCCAUGCUCUGGAACGUCUCGGAGGAAACGCCCUUCACAGUUCUUCUGGUGGAGGUCACCUGAAGACAGUGCAAUGGCUUGUGGAAAAGAACGUGUCUUACCGAGCAACGAAUAAUGAUGGUCGAACACCAGAGGACAUGGCACAGCUCUACGGCCAACAUCACGUCGCCUGGUGGCUCCACAAGCAGUCUCCGAACCCUGGACCAAUGGAACACACGCAAACGGCAGUGAGCCAGAAUGAAUACGAGAGGCUAGGUAAUAUCACCCUGGGUUGGGCCAGGAAGGGAGUCGCAGCUAACAUCACGGCUCACCUUCCCUCGCGGCCAUACCGUAUCCACUACCAAGAUAUUAAAGGUUGGACAGCCCUCCAUCAUGCUGCCUACGCUGGCCAGCAAAACGCUGUAGAGGCGCUGUUGUCUAUAGGCAGCUUUCCUCAUGUGCUGACCCAUUGCUGGAAGACCCCUGCUGACCUCGCUCUCUCCCAGGGCCACACCCAGGUCACCCGGCUGCUGCCAUUACACACUCAUCACCUGACACGAAGGGAGCGAACCCAUCUUUACGGUCGCCUUGUGGAGGAAGUGAGUUGUGCAGAGCUCAAGACUGCUGUCAUGAUUGGUGAGAAAGAGGAAUAUGAGCGUCGCAUUCUCUCCCUCAAAAAAGUGACUCAGCUGUUGAUGUCUGGAGCGCCGUUGGAACCCCCAGGAGGUCACAGCGUCUUCGUGUUGCACUUGGCCAUCACCACUAACUGUACAGAUCUCCUUCCUCUGUUACUGAGUGCCGGGGCACCUCUCACUACUACCACAGGUGGCAUGAACCUUCUGCAACUAGCCUGGCGUUCUCCUGAUGUCACAACACAAAUUGUUGCUAUUGUCACAAGGGCCAUAGUGCACAGAAUUAAGUAUGAACUGACACUGGUUGAUGCGAGGCGUGAGGUUCAAGACAAGCCAAGAGGCGAGGCAGAUGGUGAGGCAGUAGAUGAGGAGUUGAGUACUGGUAUGGAGUAUCUUCUGAAGGAACUGCAGGGGCCGGAGGCUUGGCGAGCAUCCUGGUACAGUAGUGAAAGAGACCAUAUCAACCUUACCAGACUUCUGGUUCGAGCCUCUUACAGAGGUGCCACUCUCACUGCUGCGUUUAUACAGCAAAGAGGUGGGUCAGUGACUUCCUUGACUGCUAGUGGUCACACUGCGCUCCACAUUGCCCUAGACGCUGGUCACAUGCAAACUGUCGAGUGCCUUGUUCGCCACAUGGGUGCCAACCUCUUCCUUUGUGACGGGCUGGGAAGGCUCCCUCUUCUUCUGUGUCCUCAAGACAAGAGAGACCAACUUCUGGAGGAUGCUUUGUGCCAGGCCUAUCGCGUCCUCGAUUUCCGUAUGGGAAAAAUUCGAUCUGGCCUUGAAAAACAAAACUUAGCUUAUGUCAUGGUGCUAAUGGCUGUAUUGUAUAAUGAAGCUGACUUCUUUUCUUCUGAAGCAAACUUGCCCUGUAUGAAACACGGUUUGUUCCGUGAUGUUCACUUAUCCUCUGAGAGAACAACCACUUUGUCCACUGAAGCUGACUUGUCUUCGGUUGAAACAUUUCCUUCAAGAAAAUGGAAAGAAGUAUUUCUCCAAAUGGCAAUCAUGUUGAGACAAAUAGAGGAAAGACAGUUUUUAGACGAUAAUUGGUUGAAGGAUUUGCUGUCUUGCCUGUCGCAAAAGCGUAUUGAAAGAAAUGACACAGUAACAGCGGCAGAGGUGAACGAUGACCUUGACCUUGAUGAGGAACUAUUCUUUUUGCUUAUAGAAGAACUGAAGAAAAAGCAUCACUCGUUGAGCUCUGAAAAUCACAAAAAAGACCCUGAACUUGAAGAUCUUUUAAACUCUACGUUACAUAGAGCUCUUCGACUGUGUUGUGAAUGCGAUUUACUGCUCCUGACUCAUCUUUUAUUUACAGUCGCAGCUGUGCCUGUUGAUGAGAUCAUUGAUCCAGUAAGUGGGUCCACUGCUUUACACAUUGUAGCGUCUCAUGGACGUAUUGGCUUAAUGGACUACUUACUAAGCCGGAAUGCAUCUCCUUCUGUUCUUGACCAUGCAGGUCGCACUCCGGCUCACUUAGCCUACAUGUUCGGUCACAGUGCUGUGGGGGACUGCCUUUGUGAAGGUUUUGAAGAGUCAAGAAGUAAAGCAGGAAAUUGCCCUAAAGAUUUGUUAGUAGCAUUUAAGAAAUACUUGAAGAUGUACCAUCUUGAGAAGAACAUCAGGGUUCCGAUGCACGAGUUAAACGAUCCCCUCGCUCUAACGCGGGCACACUUACAACAGUUCAAGUGGAAGUGGAGAUCAAAUUUUCAACGAGCGGUAAAAAAUCUUCAUGUAGACUUUACUAGCGGCGAGGCUCAGGAAGUGCAGACAAUACUCACAGAGGAAAUAAAGAAAAUUCUUAGUGAUCAAGCAAGAAUAAACCCUCUCUGGGAAGGUGAUCUUCAGGUUUUAGGAAGCAGCGCAGACAACCUUCGAUUAUAUGCACCAGAUGAAUUUGACUGUAAUGUGGUUCUCAAGAAAAUUAGCGGCUUUCCGGGUGGAGGCCUAAAAGUUAAGCACACGCCAUUUCCACGAGAGGUGGCAGAAAUGAAAGGUUAUUCAACCUGCGUCUGUGUUACAGCAGUCAAUGAGUCUCUCAAAUCUUAUAUUGAUGGUCCAAACAUCGUGAGGUUAUUUUCUAAUGAUUUUCUAAAGUGCUUGGAAAAUUUUAAAUUUUCAGACAAUCGUCUGAGCUUUGUGCCUCCGGGGACAAGGAAGACUCAAGUAGGAAUCAGUGUUUCCUUUGCAUGGGAAGGUAGUGAGUUUCCUUUAUUGCUGAUCGAAGUGGACAUUGUUCCUAUACUGAAGAUCCCAUGGCCUGGCAGCCAACAGAGGCCCCCCAUGACACCUCCUGAUGUGGACACGCUGUAUAUCAGUAACACUGGUGAUGGUGAGUGGCGCUACUCAUUUGCUGCCAUAGAAAGCAGAAUCUUUCGAGCUUUACCUGGGAAUCGGCGAUUGGUGUUCUUGGCCUGUAAACUGCUGAUAGUAACUCUGAAGGUGGUGAGCUGGGCACCACGAGACGUGAAAGAACUUUUUACAUACUGGAAUGGCCGAAGAUUCAAAAUUCCUGCUCCAGCUGGCUUCAUCCUUAAGAAUACCUUCCUUCAAGAGAUGGAGGAUGUCAAGGACAAUGCUGAGUGGGACACUCAGAAACUUUACGAGAGGAUGUGCUCUGUUUUCAGCAGAAUGUGUAUACGAGACUAUGAUGUCACUUCGGGAACGACUCGGUAUUUCCAUGGUAAGGUUCAUGCUUACUUUGGAGGAAACACAGAGAAGCCGUCCAUCGGCCUCGCUGCUCCAGAAAUUCUUGCGUUUUUGGAAUCUCUGAAAGCCUCAUGAUUAAAUUUUUUUCUAGAAGGUUACCAAGAAACUGGAGCUACCUUUCCAUUCAUCAGUUUAAAACUGAUUACCUCCCGGUACCCAGGAACUGCAUGACCUUGUUGAAUUAACAUUUCCCUAUGAUUAUAAAAUUACGAUCUGAAUAAAGUGUUCUUAAUAAUAUUGUGUUCAUUUAGAGUUUGUGUUAGUACAAUUAUUAAAUAAAAGAGUAAUUUUA
Molecule: messenger RNA, 4321 nt
Organism: Cherax quadricarinatus
Lineage: Eukaryota; Metazoa; Arthropoda; Malacostraca; Decapoda; Parastacidae
Source: RefSeq, a predicted model, not a curated record